CAGAAAGCUUCUUUAUAUUCAGGUGGAGUCAAGCCUUCCUGGGCUAUAAAGUUGCAGGGAGAGGCAGGGGUAGCAGCUGUUUUGCUUAGAUCUUAGCAAGUCUCCAGUCUCAUCAUGAGGGAGUGCAUUUCCAUCCACAUCGGGCAGGCCGGCGUGCAGAUGGGCAAUGCCUGUUGGGAGCUGUAUUGCCUUGAGCAUGGGAUCCAGGCAGAUGGGACCAUUCCUGGCUCCAAGCUGGUGAAACCUGUGGAGCCACAGUCUGAGCAAGUGGAUUCUUCUUUUGAGACCUUCUUCUGUGAGACAGCGUCUGGGAAGCAUGUGCCUCGGGCAGUGUUCAUAGACUUGGAGCCCACUGUCAUUGAUGAGAUCCGGACUGGCACCUACCAUGGACUCUUCCAUCCAGAGCAGCUCAUCAGUGGCAAAGAGGAUGCAGCCAAUAACUAUGCCCGUGGCCACUACACCAUUGGGAAGGAGAUUAUAGACACUGUCCUCAGCAGAAUUCGCAAAAUGGCUGACCAGUGCACCGGCCUCCAGGGAUUCCUUAUCUUCCACAGCUUUGGAGGAGGCACUGGCUCAGGCUUUACCUCCCUGCUGAUGGAACGCCUCUCUGUUGACUAUGGGAAAAAGUCUAAAUUGGAAUUUGCCAUCUACCCUGCACCACAGGUCUCAACAGCUGUUGUGGAGCCCUACAACUCCAUCCUCACCACACACACCACCCUGGAGCACUCAGACUGUGCCUUCAUGGUGGACAAUGAGGCCAUCUAUGACAUUUGCCGUAGGAAUCUGGACAUUGAACGCCCCACCUACACUAACCUCAAUCGCCUCAUUGGUCAGAUUGUGUCUUCCAUCACCGCCUCUUUAAGAUUUGAAGGUGCUUUGAAUGUUGACUUGACUGAAUUCCAGACGAACCUGGUGCCCUACCCACGGAUACACUUCCCCCUCACCACCUAUGCACCCAUCAUCUCAUCAGAGAAAGCCUAUCAUGAGCAGCUCUCUGUGUCUGAGAUAACCAAUGCGUGCUUUGAGCCUUCCAAUCAGAUGGUGAAGUGUGACCCUCGCCAUGGGAAGUACAUGGCUUGCUGCAUGCUCUAUCGUGGUGAUGUAGUUCCCAAAGAUGUCAACGUAGCAAUUGCUGCCAUCAAGACCCGCCGCUCCAUCCAGUUUGUGGACUGGUGUCCCACGGGCUUCAAGGUGGGCAUCAACUAUCAGCCCCCAACAGUGGUGCCUGGGGGGGACCUGGCCAAGGUGCAGCGGGCUGUGUGCAUGCUGAGCAACACCACGGCCAUUGCUGAGGCCUGGGCACGCCUGGACCACAAGUUUGACCUGAUGUACGCCAAGCGUGCCUUUGUUCACUGGUAUGUUGGUGAAGGCAUGGAGGAGGGGGAGUUCUCAGAGGCCAGGGAGGACCUGGCUGCCCUGGAGAAGGAUUAUGAGGAGGUUGGAAGGGACUCAGCAGAUGGAGAAGAAGAUGAGGCUGAUGAGGAUGAGUAUUAACAAACUUCUGUCUAUUCUUCUUCAAGUCAAACCUCAGAUGAAAUACAAACUCUCUGUCAUCAGGCUAAACUGGUCUUGAGUACCUGGAGGUGCCAGAGGAUUGUCCUGAACCUCAGUGCUACUGUUUGACAUAUUAUACCUUUUUUGCUUGUAUAGUCUACGUGCUCAUAGUGCACUUCUGUAGCAUGGGUGUCUUGAGCUUUAUCACACUGCUGUUUAUCAAUGAGUGAAGCUGAAUAGGUGCCUGGCUCAGUGUUGGGGAUGCAUCCUGCCUGAGCAGAGAACCCUGCUUGCUAGCCCUGGGGAAUGUUGCAAGCUGCCUGCUUUGGUUGACAUAGCAAACUCUUGCUCUGGCUUUUACUGCAAAAGCACCUUUUAAUUAAAAUGUACCAGUACACUUCUAUGCAACUGUCCUUUGUAUUUGAAUAAAGACUUUCUAUUGCUCUGA
Coturnix japonica (Japanese quail) is the source of this 1942-nucleotide messenger RNA. Its product is annotated as tubulin alpha-3 chain. Lineage: Eukaryota; Metazoa; Chordata; Aves; Galliformes; Phasianidae. The record is from RefSeq and is a predicted model, not a curated record. Gene Ontology annotation, cellular component: microtubule. Gene Ontology annotation, biological process: microtubule-based process. Gene Ontology annotation, molecular function: GTP binding; structural constituent of cytoskeleton.